UCAACAACAGCUAGUCAGCCUCCCCGGUAGCUUGCUAGCCAACAUAGCCGAAACAUUAAUGCUCUUUAGACACUUUCUGUGUAUAUUAGCCUCUGUGUUUUAAACAAACUUCUUUUGUAUAGCUAGCUGCCGCAUUUAAUUUCAUUUUACGUUGUUAGAAGUCAGCUAGCUGGCUUGCUAAAUUAGCUCAGCACUAAUGCUAACUAGCUAGCUAACAUCCCGACCAUGAACUCACUAAACUACUCCCCUCCUGUUAAAGAAGAGGUCGUCUCCUGGACGGAGAAAGAAACUCUCAUGAAAGAGGAGAAGGAAGAAGAGGCUGUUACUGUCAAAAUAGAAGCAGAAGCUUUCAGAGUGAAAGAAGAAGAGGAGGAGGAAGAGGAGGAUGCAGUUUCUGGAUUGAAGGAGGAGGGGGAGAUUACUGUCACACUGGAGGAAGAGGGAGAAGAAGAGAAGACAGGAGAUCUGAUUAACGCCACAGGAGAGCGACCAGACUCUCAAUCUGACAGCGGGAAGAGUUCUUCAGUGGAACCAGACCCAGAGACGUCCAAAUCAGCAAGACGACACCGCUGCUCCCAGUGUGGAAAGAGUUUUACCUUGUUUGGGAGUCUGAAAGUACACAAAAGAAUACAUACAAGGGAGAAGCCUUACCAAUGCUCUGAAUGUGAAAAGAGUUUUAGCCAGUUAUGGAGCCUCAAAGAACAUACAAGAGUACACACUGGGAAAAAGCCUUACCAAUGCUCCCAGUGUGGAAAGAGAUUUACCCAGCUAGGGAGCCUGAAAGAGCAUGAAAGUACACACUCCGGAGAGAAGCCGUACAUUUGCUCCCUGUGUGGAAAGACUUUUCCUCGUUUAGGGAACUUGAAAAGGCAUGAAAAUACACACUCAGGAGAUAAGCCUUUCCAAUGCUCCAAGUGUGAAAAGAGUUUUACCUGGAUAGGGCAACUGGAAAAACAUGGAAGAAUGCACACUGGAGAGAAGCCAUACCAAUGCUCCCAGUGUGAAAAGAGUUUUAGCAUGUUUGGGAACCUGAAACGACAUGAGAGGACGCACACGGGGGAGAGACCUUUCCAAUGCUCUCUGUGUGGAAAGAGUUUUACUGUUUUAGGGCAUCUGAAAGAACAUAAGAAAACCCACACAGGAGAUAAGCCUUUCCAAUGCCUCCAAUGUGGAAAGAGUUUUACCCAUUUAGCGAGCCUGAAAAGGCAUGAAGGAACACACACUGGAGAGAGGCCUUUCCAAUGCUCCCAGUGUGGAAAGAGUUUUACCCGGUUAGGGAGCCUGAAAACUCAUGAGAGAACACACACAGGUGAGAAGCUCUUCCACUGCUCAGACUGUGGAAAGAGAUUUUACCAUCUUUGGAACCUGAAAUCACACAAGAGAACACACACAGGGGAGAAGCCUUACCAUUGUUCUCAAUGUGGAAUGGCAUUUACCUGGUUAAGGCAACUGAAAGAACAUGAAAGAAUCCACACCUGAGAGAAUGGUAUCGAUGCUCCCAGUGUGGAAUGUUUUUACCCAGUUUAGGCACCUGAAAGACCAUGAGGUAACACACAAAGAGGAGAUUCCUUGCCAUUACUCUCUGUAGAGCCUUGGGGUUGAGGGCGGUGCAGUUGCCGUACCAGGCGGUGAUGCAGCCGGUGAAGAUGCUCUCAAUGGUACAGCUGUAGAUCUUCUUGAGGAUCUGAGGGCCCAUGCAAAAGGUAUUCAGUCGCCUGAGGCUGUGUGCUUUUGCCUCUGCUGUGCAUCUUGUACACCAAUGACUGUAAAAGCUCCUACCCUGGUAGACCCCUGAUAAAGUUUGCAAACGACACCGCAUUGGUCAGUCUCCUCCAGGAUGAGGAGCUGGAGACACCGCAUUGGUCAGUCUCCUCCAGGAUGAGGAGCUGGAGACACCGCAUUGGUCAGUCUCCUCCAGGAUGAGGAGCUGGAGCACAA
Messenger RNA from Coregonus clupeaformis (lake whitefish), 1938 nucleotides. RefSeq names its product gastrula zinc finger protein XlCGF7.1-like. NCBI's taxonomy places the organism in Eukaryota, Metazoa, Chordata, Actinopteri, Salmoniformes, Salmonidae. The coding region runs from base 226 to 1479 and encodes 417 amino acids. Gene Ontology annotation, cellular component: nucleus. The record is from RefSeq and is a predicted model, not a curated record. Gene Ontology annotation, molecular function: RNA polymerase II cis-regulatory region sequence-specific DNA binding; DNA-binding transcription factor activity, RNA polymerase II-specific. Gene Ontology annotation, biological process: regulation of transcription by RNA polymerase II. The transcript has 2 exons.